Pseudogymnoascus destructans is the source of this 1920-nucleotide messenger RNA. RefSeq names its product Uracil-regulated protein 1 (gene URG1). The coding region runs from base 340 to 1920 and encodes 526 amino acids. Gene Ontology annotation, biological process: riboflavin biosynthetic process. NCBI's taxonomy places the organism in Eukaryota, Fungi, Ascomycota, Leotiomycetes, Thelebolales, Thelebolaceae. The transcript is spliced from 19 exons. Gene Ontology annotation, molecular function: GTP cyclohydrolase II activity. The record is from RefSeq and is a predicted model, not a curated record.
UCUUAUCCUCUUAUCCUCUUAUCGCCAAACUCAUUUGCCAGUUCACGGCGUUUUGGGUUUUGAGGAUAUACGAGUCGAGUAGGUAGGAGCUCACGAGUCCAGUGGGAGUACCAGAGUACCCCGCAUCUGCUAUGUGACCUAUCUGACGCACCUCGCGUCCUCACCGUGACUGCUACAUCAUACAACAUCUGGACCUUACAUACAUUACAAUUACAUUGCCUCAAACUGCGCUUUCUUGAACAAGUACAUGACUGAGCUUGAUAGUUCAAGACUUCAUUCAACCAGCCGCUCUUCCAACGAUUAUAUUACCCUUGCGAAUAUAACACCGCCUCACGAACUAUGGCUGCACCAGCGGCGGAUCAAACUGCUCUCAUGAAAGACGUGCUGGAAGCCCUCAAGGUAUUGACAGCCAACCAGACCCAGCUCGCGGCAAAUGUAGAUGCCAUCAACGGCCGCGUAAAUAUCCUUGCUGGCAUCAAGGAAGUUGAACAUGCCGCAGCAGUUUCCAGCAGCAAACAAGAAGACAUCCCGAGCACCACGGCUCACAUAGAUAACAAAGAAGACCACGAUGUUGCGGUACCGGAGUCUCUAACUGUGGCAGCAGAAGACGUUGACCAUUCCAAUAUGCCUUCCACUGCAUCGCCCUCGAAUCUGCAUCAUACUCCAACUUCACGGAUCAUUCUUACCACGUACCCUGGCCAAAGUGGCAUAAACCCUCUGCCGAUGGACUGGGGCAACAAAGAUCCGCAAACGAGGGGACCAGUCGUUGUUUCAAGAUCGCAAUCGACAAUUCGGAGGCGUAAUGCCAUAGGAGCACACGGUGGAUCAUAUUCGAUGUACUACGCUCUUGCCGUAGCCAGCAAAGAGAUAGAACUUGACCAUAAACCCGACUUCACAAACACCGAGCCAGCUUCCAACAUUGGUCCUUUUCCACAAUGGGCCGACAAGGAGAAGAUAGUCUCUCUGGAUCCUCUUGGUCAUUUGGCACCCUGGCUUUUUAAAAACACCAUGGAUUCCGAGAAUAUUGAUAUCCGUCCAACUAUUGCCAUUACUAAAGCUCGGAUGAAUCUUCCAGAGCUUGAAGCCAGCGUUCGAGAGGGCAGACUUAUUCCUGAUGGAAAAGUGUGCUUGAACGAUCUGGGAGAGCUUGCAGUUACCAAAUUUGCCGUCGAACCAGUGUGGUAUCUCCCAGGAGUUGCUAAGCGUUUCGGAAUAGAUGAAGGUACUUUGCGCCGUUCACUCUUUGAGCAUACGGGAGGAAGCUACCCCGAGCUUAUCACGAGGGGGGAUAUCAAGGUAUUCUUACCACCAAUAGGUGGGCUAACUGUGUAUUGCUUCGGCGAUCCGGCAAAAAUGGCAGAUGCCAACGCACGCCUCGCCCUUCGGAUCCAUGACGAGUGCAAUUCAAGCGACGUAUUCUCUAGUAAUAUUUGCACUUGCCGUCCAUAUUUAAUAUUUGGAAUUGAAGAAGCUGUAAAGGAAGCCCAGAAAGGAGGAAGUGGCGUUGUUAUAUAUUUUAGGAAAGAGGGACGAGCUUUGGGGGAAGUCACAAAGUACCUCGUUUACAAUGCCAGAAAGCGUAGUGCCGAUAGAGCAUCUGAAUACUUCCAGAGGACCGAAAAUGUAGCAGGGGUGAAGGACAUGAGAUUUCAAGCACUGAUGCCAGACAUCCUUCACUGGCUUGGCAUAACAAAGAUCGACCGAAUGAUGAGUAUGAGCGACAUGAAGCACGACGCAAUCGUUGGGCAAGGUAUACCGAUUCACGAACGAGUAGAGCUGCCCGAAUCGUGGAUUCCAGAUGAUGGUCGAGUGGAGAUAGAUGCGAAAAUCACGGCUGGGUACUUUACGACAGGCUAUCGAAUGACGAGUGAGGAACUGGAAGCUGUCCGAGGAAGAACCUGGGAAGACAUCGAUCACUAA